This is a messenger RNA of Electrophorus electricus (electric eel), 1149 nucleotides long. RefSeq names its product atypical chemokine receptor 3a (gene ackr3a). The record is from RefSeq and is a predicted model, not a curated record. Gene Ontology annotation, cellular component: membrane; external side of plasma membrane. Gene Ontology annotation, biological process: vasculogenesis; calcium-mediated signaling; cell chemotaxis. NCBI's taxonomy places the organism in Eukaryota, Metazoa, Chordata, Actinopteri, Gymnotiformes, Gymnotidae. Gene Ontology annotation, molecular function: C-C chemokine receptor activity; coreceptor activity; C-C chemokine binding.
GAUCUUCAACUGCAAAAAAAUUUUUUAAAAAUGAGUGCAGGUGAUUUCAGUGCAGGUGAACUCUUCAACAUCUACGCAAUGUGGGAGGAGCUAAACCUGACAGAACACAACCUGUCGCAGGCGGAGCUGCGACUGUGCCCUACGCAUAUCAGCCACUCCACCCUCCUCCAGAUCAUGUGCACCCUCUUAGUGAUCAUCUUUGUGGUGGGUCUGACUGCUAACGCCCUGGUGAUGUGGGUGGGCCUGCGUUCAGAAGGACGCCGCCGUCAUGGUGUGCACCUGUACAUUUUGAACCUCGCCGUGGCUGAUCUGUGCGUGGUGACCACACUGCCCGUGUGGGUCAGCUCACUGGCACAGGGGGGCCACUGGCCCUUCGGACAAGCGGCCUGCAAGCUAACCCACCUCCUCUUCAGCGUCAACCUGUUUGCUAGCAUCUUCUUCGUGGUCUGCAUGAGUGUGGAUCGUUACCUGUUUAUGGUGCGGCUCGGCCGGACCUCUGGCAGGUGGGAGACGCCAGGACGCUGUCUGGUCUGUGCGGGAGUUUGGAUAAUCUCUGUGAUUGCCUCUGUGCCCGAAACCUACUACCUCCAAUCGGUAAAGUCUUUGCAUGGCAACGUGUCUUUGUGCCGCCCUGUCUACCCAGAAAACGAUCCGAUGGGAUGGAUGGCAGGAAUCCAGCUGAGCUUUGUGGUGCUGGGCUUCGCUAUACCUUUCCCUAUCAUCACCGUCUCUUACACGCUGCUGGCGAGCACCUUGGUCACCUCCACCUCGUCCUCGCCACACCGGCAGAAAGACUCCAGUGUUAGCAAAAAAAUGCUCCUCACGUACAUCGUGGUCUUUCUGGUGUGCUGGGCGCCAUACCACGCCAUCCUGCUGGCUGACGCCAUGGCUAUGCUCGGAGUGCUGCUGCUAAGCUGUGCGGCGGAGAACGUGCUCUUUGUUGCGCUGCAUCUUACUCAAACCUUGUCUCUGCUCCACUGCUGUGUGAACCCCGUGGUCUACGGCUUGGCUCACCGCCAGUGCCGCCAUGACCUCAUGAAAGAUUUCAUCUUUAAAUACUCCACCCACACAGGCCGGGCGCACCUCAUGGAAGGAUCUCAGGGUACCGAGACAGACCGUACAACCAUGGAGAACCAGCUGGAACCGUGA